Molecule: messenger RNA, 14234 nt
Organism: Xyrichtys novacula (pearly razorfish)
Lineage: Eukaryota; Metazoa; Chordata; Actinopteri; Labriformes; Labridae
Source: the annotation of a GenBank genome assembly
AUGGCUGAAAAAAGGCAUGUACUGGGGCUACCACUGCUGUUUUUAUUGAUAUCUGUGUCUCUGUUUCAUCUAAUAAUCUGCCCGUUCACCAAAGUCGAGGAGAGCUUCAAUGUACAAGCGGCGCAUGAUAUUCUCUAUCACAGACUGAACUUUGACAGGGUAAGAAAACGAUGAAAGCAAGAAGUCAAUGUGCACGCGAGCUAUCAGAGUAUAAUAACAAUGAAUGAACGAAUGAGGCAGAAGACAACUUCUGAAGAAAACUGUACAAACAGCAUUUAAGGCAGCUUUGUGUUUUAAAAAUUCGACUCGACGUGGUGUAUUUAACUCCAUGAUCUUAAAGCCAUGUCAGGUGUUAAAUUUAAAGAAUGUAUCCUGAAGAGUUCGUUGUGUUUUCUCUGAACUACAAUUGUAUUUUACAACUGUAGAUUACCAUGUGGAGUUAACAUGAAGUCGUGUUAUAGGGCUCUCAAGUUUUGAACUAAGCUAAGAGUGAGAUUUCCUUGGGGUAUGAGGGCCACAUUAAGGAAAAAAAACGUUUUUAAAUCUUCGAGACUAAAGUUAUUAUUGAGGAGAAUAAAGUCAUUAAUAUAUAAGAAUAAAGUCGUAAAGUUACCUGUUGUGCAGGAGAGUUGUUAAAAUCAGCACUGUGAAGCAUUUAGAUGAAUUGUACUUUAGUAUAGGUUUCACAAACAUGGAAAUACUUAAUCCUUUGGUACAUGAGCAUUACACUGUCAUCAUGACAGUCCACAUUGUGUGGACAUGAACCCCCUAAUAACUUUUAAAAAUAGAGCUGUACAGAAAAAAGAGGACUUGAGCACAAAACAGUCUUAAAGUAACUACAUGUCAACAUCGCAAGCAAGGGGAAUUGUGAUUAAUUGUGAUUAAUGUGUGAUUGAUUUCUAAAAUUUGUCCUCAGCCUCUUAAGGAUGGCUGACAGGGAUUUAUGACCUAUACUGCAGCCCGUCACCAGAGGGUGCUGUCCUCAGAGUGGCUUCACCCAGCGAGAAGACGGACACUUUCCGUUUUGAUUUUCACUCCCCGUCGGGGAAUCGAACCCCGGUCUCCCGCCUAACAGGCGGGGAUACUCACCACUAUACUAACGAGGAGAAUGUGUUCUGACAUGAUAUGAUAUAAUAUGGAACAAUAUGAUACGAUAUGAUACUAUACAAAAUGAUACGAUAUUAUACUACACAAUAGGAUACAAUACGAUACAAAUAUGGUAUUGCAACAGUGUUUAGCUAACCAUAUGUAAUUGACAUCCUGAAAAGCCUUAUUAAUUGCCUUUUACAGCGACAAAUGUAUCCCAUGCCCGCUUAGAAAAACCAAAUCAGAGAGCAGACAGAAUGUAAAACUCAAUAAUGAACACUUGUAUUGCUUUGCGUCACUUUGAUGAGUGUAAUGCGCAAUAAUUGCAAAAACCUUCCCUGAAGAGAUGUGUUACUGUCCAUGCUAAAGUUAUGGCAGAUCCUUAACAUCAGUAACUUAUCUCACAUAGUUCUGUAUCAGAAUCUGGAUUCCAAUGCUGGAAAUUGGCAUGAGUGAGAGACAGGUAGCCAAAAAACUGAAGAUCUCCAAGACAGCUGUUCAUUACACAUUGCAUUUUGGUCUGCUGGGUCUGAUCGACAUCCUCCCCCGCCACCCGGACCAACUCACCACCAGGUGGUGAUCAGUAAACAGCUCCGCCCCUCUCUUUACCUUAGUGCCCAAAAAAUUAGAUUGAUUAAUAAGGUGUAAGGGGGUGAGUAAAACUCAGUAUAUAGUAAAUCUACUACCCAUCAUCAAAGGUCUAUUUGAGCCACCCUUAGUCUGAUCCCUCUCCCAGGACCUGUUUGCCUUGGUUGACCCUACUAGAGGCAUAAAGCACCUGACAACUUAGCUCCUGGGAUAAGUGGGACACGCAAACCCCUCCACCACGGUAAGGUGGUGGCUCGAGGAGGGGAAAAACCCUCCAAUUGGAGGGAAAAACCACGAGGGUUUUUUUUUUUUAUUUAUUUUUUUUUUUUAGGUUUUUUUUUUUGUUUGUUUUUUUGAAGUUUUUUUUUUUUUUUGUUUUUUUUUUUUUUUUUUAGAGGUUUUUUUUGUUUUUUGUUUUUCUUUUGAGGGUUUUUUUGGAGGGUUUUUUUUUCCCUUUUAAUUUUUUUAUUUAAUUUUUUUCCUUGAUUUUUCUUGAUUUUUCUUUUUUUGGAAGGGGGGAUUUUUUCACGCAAACCCCUCCACCACGGUAAGGUGGUGGCUCGAGGAGGGGAAAAAUUUGUGAUUAUAUUUUUAUAUUUUGAUUUUUUUUUUUUUUGUAUAAAAAUAUAAAUACAUUUAUUUUUUUUAAAUAUAAAAAAAAAAAUUUUUUAUUAUUUUUUGUUUUUUUAUAUAAAAAUAUAUUUUAUUUGUUUUAUUUUUUUAUAUAAAAAUAUAUAUAUAUUUUUUUUCAAUGUAUAUUCUUUAUACAUUUAAAAAUAUAUAUAUUUGCUUUUUUUGCAGCUUUUUAAAAAAAUAUAUAGGGUGAAAGGGUCAAGGUAGGGAAUGAAGAGGGAGGAAGAGGAGCUAAUGUUCCUCGACAUCAGCUGAGCAACCAGCAACCUCCUCCACCCGGGUGUUUCUGUUUCUCUUCUUUCUUAAGGUCCAGAGACCUUUUUUGACUCUCUUUCUCCCCCUGUCUUGGUUUUUGCUUUUCUCCUCUUCAUGUUCUCUUUCCUCUUCUUCUUGUUCUCUUUGCUCUUCUUCUUGUUCUCUUUCCUCCUCUUUUUCUCUUUCUCUCAGCUGCCUUAAUUCCUUCUUCUUCUCUUUAAGUUGUUUUCGGAGGGUUUUCUCCUCCUCUGUCUCCUUUUGAAAGACUCUAGACAGGAAGCGUCUUUUCUUUAGAGAGAUGAGAUGAGUCAGCUCCCUCUUCUCCUCCUCUAACUCUUGAAUUCUGUCUGUCAGAGUCUUUUCCUUCUCAAUCACUCCUCCUUUUGCCGUCUCGGCCUCUUCAACUCUGAAGGUCAGAGUCUCCUCCUUUUCCACCAGAUCUUUGUUCAUUUUCUCCAGCUCACUGACUCUGGUCUUCAGGAUCUGGUUCUCCUCCUCCAGGUCUUUCCUUUUUUCUUCUGGAGGGUCUCGUUGUUUUGCAGCUGAGUUGUGGUCUCAAUGAGUCUUUGAGUGAGACCCUCCUUCUCCCUCCUCAGCUCCAUUAUGUGUUUGUCCCUCUGCUCAAGCUGCUGUUUUGUGAGCCUCAACAUUGUUUCAUUGCUCUUGCUCAGAGAAACAGCCUUCAGGUUCUCCUGAGACGCCUGAAAAAGCUGUUCUCUGAGCUCAUGAGCUUUCUGUCUCUCCUCCUUAAGUUGAGCCCACAUCUUCUCUUCCUGCUCCUUCUGCAGGCGCUGGAUAAGCUCCAGCUGCUUGUCUCUUAAUUUGAGGGUGCUGUUGAGGCGUUGGAUCUCAGCCUCCAGCCUUUCAAUAGUAUGGACAUUAUUCUGGAGUUCUUCCUUGAAUCCAUUUUCUCUGAUGUCAAUGAGUCCCUCCAGACGGUUCACUUUGUACUUCCCGUUGUGAAUUCUGUGGCACAGCUUUAUCUUCUCAUCCCUCCAUGCCAACUGUUCAUCCAUUGGCUCGCUUCUAAGAUUUCUAAUCUCAGCGCAAGCACUGUCAAGCUCCUGUUGAAGUGGUGCCAUGGACUGGUAGCCCAUCGGUCCCACAGAUUCAGGUGCGAUUGCUCUGGACAUGGUUCUUCUGAUUUGUCUUCAGCCGACUGCUCUAAACUGUUGAUCGUCUCUGUAGUAGCUCGUACGUGACUUAACUGUUGAUCGUCUCUGUAGUAGCUCCUACGUGACUCUUGCCAACAAGUGUGCGAUCUGAGUUGAGUUUGCUUUUCAAAGAUCAAAGGAUCAAAGCUAGAAAGUGAUGUCAUCGUGUGAUGUCAUUCUACAUAGAACGUGAUGUCAUCGUGUGACAUCACAUUCUACAUGUCAUUGUGAUGUCACACCCCCCAGUGGGGAAUUCCCCCAGAAGCACCUGCCUUCUGAGGGGAAUUCCCCUUUCUCCAUCUUGCAGAAACUGGUGCAUAUGAGAGCCAGGGUGUGGACUGCAUGAUCACCAUCUGGUGUGAAAGGCAGUUCACUGUGGUCAUUCUUUGAGUUGUAGGAGGAAAUCAGUCCAGAGCAGCACCAGGUUUGUCAGUACUUGAUUGGCUUAAGUGAAGUCAGGUUUGGGAAGGUGAUGCAAGUCCUUGAGCUCCAGUGCAGAGUGCUGAAUCAUUGUCUUAUUCUCUGUUUUAGUGACAGAUUCUCUCUGUGCUCCUCAGAGUUCCGACCACAGACUGUAUAUACUAUGGACAACUUGGUUCUGCCUUCUGCCAGUAUACAGAUUUAAAGCUGAAAAGCUCUCGGUAAUUGUGCGUUUUUCUCCACAUCCUGAAACCAACAUUGCAGAGUAGUGUUGUACGCAUUCUGCAGGAUAGUCACCGAGAGUUGCUCUGAUGAUGCUCAACUCAAACAGCGCAUCCCCUGGGUGAGCUAUGCAAUCUCCGUACGCCCACAGGCUGUAUCAAGUGUCAAUCAUAAGAAACAUGAACUCCCUAAUAAUUUUUAAAAAUAGAGCUGUACAGAAAAAAAGAGGACUUGAGCACAAAACAGUCUUACAGUAACUACAUGUCAACAUCGUAAGCAAGGGGAAUUGUGAUUAAUUGUGAUUAAUGUGUGAUUGAUUUCUAAAAUUUGUCCUCAGCCUCUUAAGGAUGGCUGACAGGGAUUUAUGACCUAUACUGCAGCCCGUCACCAGAGGGUGCUGUCCUCAGAGUGGCUUCACCCAGCGAGAAGACGGACACUUUCCGUUUUGAUUUUCACUCCCCGUCGGGGAAUCAAACCCCGGUCUCCCGCCUAACAGGCGGGGAUACUCACCACUAUACUAACGAGGAGAAUGUGUUCUGACAUGAUAUGAUAUAAUAUGGAACAAUAUGAUACAAUAUGAUACUAUACAAAAUGAUACGAUAUUAUACUACACAAUAGGAUACAAUACGAUACAAAUAUGGUAUUGCAACAGUGUUUAGCUAACCAUAUGUAAUUGACAUCCUGAAAAGCCUUAUUAAUGGCCUUUUACAGCGACAAAUGUAUCCCAUGCCUGCUUAGAAAAACCAAAUCAGAGAGCAGACAGAAUGUAAAACUCAAUAAUGAACACUUGUAUUGCUUUGCGUCACUUUGAUGAGUGUAAUCUGCAAUAAUUGCAAAAACCUUCCCUGAAGAGAUGUGUUACUGUCCAUGCUAAAGUUAUGGCAGAUCCUUAACAUCAGUAACGUAUCUCACAUAGUUCUGUAUCAGAAUCUGGAUUCCAAUGCUGGAAAUUGGCAUGAGUGAGAGACAGGUAGCCAAAAAACUGAAGAUCUCCAAGACAGCUGUUCAUUACACAUUGCAUUUUGGUCUGCUGGGUCUGAUCGACAUCCUCCCCCGCCACCCGGACCAACUCACCACCAGGUGGUGAUCAGUAAACAGCUCCGCCCCUCUCUUUACCUUAGUGCCCAAAAAAUUAGAUUGAUUAAUAAGGUGUAAGGGGGUGAGUAAAACUCAGUAUAUAGUAAAUCUACUACCCAUCAUCAAAGGUCUAUUUGAGCCACCCUUAGUCUGAUCCCUCUCCCAGGACCUGUUUGCCUUGGUUGACCCUACCAGAGGCAUAAAGCACCCGACAACUUAGCCCGGGAUAACUGGGACACGCAAACCCCUCCACCACGGUAAGGUGGUGGCUCGAGGAGGGGAAAAACCCUCCAAUUGGAGGGAAAAACCACCAGAGUUUUUUUUUUUUUUUUUGAGGUUUUUUUUUUUUUUUUUAGAGUUUUUUUUUGUUUUUUGUUUUUCUUUUGAGGGUUUUUUUGGAGGGUUUUUUUUUCCUUUUAAUAUUUUUAGUUAUUUUUUUUCCCAGAUUUUUCUUGAUUUUUCUUUUUUUGGAGGGGGGGAUUUUUUCAAGCAAACCCCUCCACCACGGUAAGGUGGUGGCUCAAGGAGGGGAAAAAUUUGUGAUUAUAUUUUUAUAUUUUGAUUUUUUUUUUUUUUGUAUAAAAAUAUAAAUACAUUUAUUUUUUUUAAAUAUAAAAAUAUAUUUUUUUUAUUAUUUUUUGUUUUUUUUAUAUAAAAAUAUAUUUUAUUUGUUUAAUUUUUUUAUAUAAAAAUAUAUAUUUAUUUUUUUUUCAAUGUAUAUUCUUUAUACAUUUAAAAAUAUAUAUAUUUGCUUUUUUUUUGCAGCUUUUUAAAAAAAUAUAUAGGGUGAAAGGGUCAAGGUAGGGAAUGAAGAGGGAGGAAGAGGAGCUAAUGUUCCUCGACAUCAGCUGAGCAACCAGCAACCUCCUCCACCCGGGUGUUUCUGUUUCUCUUCUUUCUUAAGGUCCAGAGACCUUUUUUGACUCUCUUUCUCCCCCUGUCUUGGUUUUUGCUUUUCUCCUCUUCAUGUUCUCUUUCCUCUUCUUCUUGUUCUCUUUGCUCUUCUUCUUGUUCUCUUUCCUCCUCUUUUUCUCUUUCUCUCAGCUGCCUUAAUUCCUUCUUCUUCUCUUUAAGUUGUUUUCGGAGGGUUUUCUCCUCCUCUGUCUCCUUUUGAAAGACUCUAGACAGGAAGCGUCUUUUCUUUAGAGAGAUGAGAUGAGUCAGCUCCCUCUUCUCCUCCUCUAACUCUUGAAUUCUGUCUGUCAGAGUCUUUUCCUUCUCAAUCACUCCUCCUUUUGCCGUCUCGGCCUCUUCAACUCUGAAGGUCAGAGUCUCCUCCUUUUCCACCAGAUCUUUGUUCAUUUUCUCCAGCUCACUGACUCUGGUCUUCAGGAUCUGGUUCUCCUCCUCCAGGUCUUUCCUUUUUUUCUUCUGGAGGGUCUCGUUGUUUUGCAGCUGAGUUGUGGUCUCAAUGAGUCUUUGAGUGAGACCCUCCUUCUCCCUCCUCAGCUCCAUUAUGUGUUUGUCCCUCUGCUCAAGCUGCUGUUUUGUGAGCCUCAACAUUGUUUCAUUGCUCUUGCUCAGAGAAACAGCCUUCAGGUUCUCCUGAGACGCCUGAAAAAGCUGUUCUCUGAGCUCAUGAGCUUUCUGUCUCUCCUCCUUAAGUUGAGCCCACAUCUUCUCUUCCUGCUCCUUCUGCAGGCGCUGGAUAAGCUCCAGCUGCUUGUCUCUUAAUUUGAGGGUGCUGUUGAGGCGUUGGAUCUCAGCCUCCAGCCUUUCAAUAGUAUGGACAUUAUUCUGGAGUUCUUCCUUGAAUCCAUUUUCUCUGAUGUCAAUGAGUCCCUCCAGACGGUUCACUUUGUACUUCCCGUUGUGAAUUCUGUGGCACAGCUUUAUCUUCUCAUCCCUCCAUGCCAACUGUUCAUCCAUUGGCUCGCUUCUAAGAUUUCUAAUCUCAGCGCAAGCACUGUCAAGCUCCUGUUGAAGUGGUGCCAUGGACUGGUAGCCCAUCGGUCCCACAGAUUCAGGUGCGAUUGCUCUGGACAUGGUUCUUCUGAUUUGUCUUCAGCCGACUGCUCUAAACUGUUGAUCGUCUCUGUAGUAGCUCGUACGUGACUUAACUGUUGAUCGUCUCUGUAGUAGCUCCUACGUGACUCUUGCCAACAAGUGUGCGAUCUGAGUUGAGUUUGCUUUUCAAAGAUCAAAGGAUCAAAGCUAGAAAGUGAUGUCAUCGUGUGAUGUCAUUCUACAUAGAACGUGAUGUCAUCGUGUGACAUCACAUUCUACAUGUCAUUGUGAUGUCACACCCCCCAGUGGGGAAUUCCCCCAGAAGCACCUGCCUUCUGAGGGGAAUUCCCCUUUCUCCAUCUUGCAGAAACUGGUGCAUAUGAGAGCCAGGGUGUGGACUGCAUGAUCACCAUCUGGUGUGAAAGGCAGUUCACUGUGGUCAUUCUUUGAGUUGUAGGAGGAAAUCAGUCCAGAGCAGCACCAGGUUUGUCAGUACUUGAUUGGCUUAAGUGAAGUCAGGUUUGGGAAGGUGAUGCAAGUCCUUGAGCUCCAGUGCAGAGUGCUGAAUCAUUGUCUUAUUCUCUGUUUUAGUGACAGAUUCUCUCUGUGCUCCUCAGAGUUCCGACCACAGACUGUAUAUACUAUGGACAACUUGGUUCUGCCUUCUGCCAGUAUACAGAUUUAAAGCUGAAAAGCUCUCGGUAAUUGUGCGUUUUUCUCCACAUCCUGAAACCAACAUUGCAGAGUAGUGUUGUACGCAUUCUGCAGGAUAGUCACCGAGAGUUGCUCUGAUGAUGCUCAACUCAAACAGCGCAUCCCCUGGGUGAGCUAUGCAAUCUCCGUACGCCCACAGGCUGUAUCAAGUGUCAAUCAUAAGAAACAUGAACUCCCUAAUAAUUUUUAAAAAUAGAGCUGUACAGAAAAAAAGAGGACUUGAGCACAAAACAGUCUUACAGUAACUACAUGUCAACAUCGUAAGCAAGGGGAAUUGUGAUUAAUUGUGAUUAAUGUGUGAUUGAUUUCUAAAAUUUGUCCUCAGCCUCUUAAGGAUGGCUGACAGGGAUUUAUGACCUAUACUGCAGCCCGUCACCAGAGGGUGCUGUCCUCAGAGUGGCUUCACCCAGCGAGAAGACGGACACUUUCCGUUUUGAUUUUCACUCCCCGUCGGGGAAUCGAACCCCGCCUAACAGGCGGGGAUACUCAACCACUAUACUAACGAGGAGAAUGUGUUCUGACAUGAUAUGAUAUAAUAUGGAACAAUAUGAUACGAUAUGAUACUAUACAAAAUGAUACGAUAUUAUACUACACAAUAGGAUACAAUACGAUACAAAUAUGGUAUUGCAACAGUGUUUAGCUAACCAUAUGUAAUUGACAUCCUGAAAAGCCUUAUUAAUGGCCUUUUACAGCGACAAAUGUAUCCCAUGCCUGCUUAGAAAAACCAAAUCAGAGAGCAGACAGAAUGUAAAACUCAAUAAUGAACACUUGUAUUGCUUUGCGUCACUUUGAUGAGUGUAAUCUGCAAUAAUUGCAAAAACCUUCCCUGAAGAGAUGUGUUACUGUCCAUGCUAAAGUUAUGGCAGAUCCUUAACAUCAGUAACUUAUCUCACAUAGUUCUGUAUCAGAAUCUGGAUUCCAAUGCUGGAAAUUGGCAUGAGUGAGAGACAGGUAGCCAAAAAACUGAAGAUCUCCAAGACAGCUGUUCAUUACACAUUGCAUUUUGGUCUGCUGGGUCUGAUCGACAUCCUCCCCCGCCACCCGGACCAACUCACCACCAGGUGGUGAUCAGUAAACAGCUCCGCCCCUCUCUUUACCUUAGUGCCCAAAAAAUUAGAUUGAUUAAUAAGGUGUAAGGGGGUGAGUAAAACUCAGUAUAUAGUAAAUCUACUACCCAUCAUCAAAGGUCUAUUUGAGCCACCCUUAGUCUGAUCCCUCUCCCAGGACCUGUUUGCCUUGGUUGACCCUACUAGAGGCAUAAAGCACCUGACAACUUAGCUCCUGGGAUAAGUGGGACACGCAAACCCCUCCACCACGGUAAGGUGGUGGCUCGAGGAGGGGAAAAACCCUCCAAUUGGAGGGAAAAACCACGAGGGUUUUUUUUUAUUAUUUAUUUUUUUUUUUUAGGUUUUUUUUUUUGUUUGUUUUUUUGAAGUUUUUUUUUUUUAGAGUUUUUUUUUGUUUUUUGUUUUUCUUUUGAGGGUUUUUUUGGAGGGUUUUUUUUUCCUUUUAAUAUUUUUAUUUAAUUUUUUUCCUUGAUUUUUCUUGAUUUUUCUUUUUUUGGAAGGGGGGAUUUUUUCACGCAAACCCCUCCACCACGGUAAGGUGGUGGCUCGAGGAGGGGAAAAAUUUGUGAUUAUAUUUUUAUAUUUUGAUUUUUUUUUUUUUUGUAUAAAAAUAUAAAUACAUUUAUUUUUUUUAAAUAUAAAAAUAUAUUUUUUUUAUUAUUUUUUGUUUUUUUUAUAUAAAAAUAUAUUUUAUUUGUUUAAUUUUUUUAUAUAAAAAUAUAUAUUUAUUUUUUUUUCAAUGUAUAUUCUUUAUACAUUUAAAAAUAUAUAUAUUUGCUUUUUUUUGCAGCUUUUUAAAAAAAUAUAUAGGGUGAAAGGGUCAAGGUAGGGAAUGAAGAGGGAGGAAGAGGAGCUAAUGUUCCUCGACAUCAGCUGAGCAACCAGCAACCUCCUCCACCCGGGUGUUUCUGUUUCUCUUCUUUCUUAAGGUCCAGAGACCUUUUUUGACUCUCUUUCUCCCCCUGUCUUGGUUUUUGCUUUUCUCCUCUUCAUGUUCUCUUUCCUCUUCUUCUUGUUCUCUUUGCUCUUCUUCUUGUUCUCUUUCCUCCUCUUUUUCUCUUUCUCUCAGCUGCCUUAAUUCCUUCUUCUUCUCUUUAAGUUGUUUUCGGAGGGUUUUCUCCUCCUCUGUCUCCUUUUGAAAGACUCUAGACAGGAAGCGUCUUUUCUUUAGAGAGAUGAGAUGAGUCAGCUCCCUCUUCUCCUCCUCUAACUCUUGAAUUCUGUCUGUCAGAGUCUUUUCCUUCUCAAUCACUCCUCCUUUUGCCGUCUCGGCCUCUUCAACUCUGAAGGUCAGAGUCUCCUCCUUUUCCACCAGAUCUUUGUUCAUUUUCUCCAGCUCACUGACUCUGGUCUUCAGGAUCUGGUUCUCCUCCUCCAGGUCUUUCCUUUUUUCUUCUGGAGGGUCUCGUUGUUUUGCAGCUGAGUUGUGGUCUCAAUGAGUCUUUGAGUGAGACCCUCCUUCUCCCUCCUCAGCUCCAUUAUGUGUUUGUCCCUCUGCUCAAGCUGCUGUUUUGUGAGCCUCAACAUUGUUUCAUUGCUCUUGCUCAGAGAAACAGCCUUCAGGUUCUCCUGAGACGCCUGAAAAAGCUGUUCUCUGAGCUCAUGAGCUUUCUGUCUCUCCUCCUUAAGUUGAGCCCACAUCUUCUCUUCCUGCUCCUUCUGCAGGCGCUGGAUAAGCUCCAGCUGCUUGUCUCUUAAUUUGAGGGUGCUGUUGAGGCGUUGGAUCUCAGCCUCCAGCCUUUCAAUAGUAUGGACAUUAUUCUGGAGUUCUUCCUUGAAUCCAUUUUCUCUGAUGUCAAUGAGUCCCUCCAGACGGUUCACUUUGUACUUCCCGUUGUGAAUUCUGUGGCACAGCUUUAUCUUCUCAUCCCUCCAUGCCAACUGUUCAUCCAUUGGCUCGCUUCUAAGAUUUCUAAUCUCAGCGCAAGCACUGUCAAGCUCCUGUUGAAGUGGUGCCAUGGACUGGUAGCCCAUCGGUCCCACAGAUUCAGGUGCGAUUGCUCUGGACAUGGUUCUUCUGAUUUGUCUUCAGCCGACUGCUCUAAACUGUUGAUCGUCUCUGUAGUAGCUCGUACGUGACUUAACUGUUGAUCGUCUCUGUAGUAGCUCCUACGUGACUCUUGCCAACAAGUGUGCGAUCUGAGUUGAGUUUGCUUUUCAAAGAUCAAAGGAUCAAAGCUAGAAAGUGAUGUCAUCGUGUGAUGUCAUUCUACAUAGAACGUGAUGUCAUCGUGUGACAUCACAUUCUACAUGUCAUUGUGAUGUCACACCCCCCAGUGGGGAAUUCCCCCAGAAGCACCUGCCUUCUGAGGGGAAUUCCCCUUUCUCCAUCUUGCAGAAACUGGUGCAUAUGAGAGCCAGGGUGUGGACUGCAUGAUCACCAUCUGGUGUGAAAGGCAGUUCACUGUGGUCAUUCUUUGAGUUGUAGGAGGAAAUCAGUCCAGAGCAGCACCAGGUUUGUCAGUACUUGAUUGGCUUAAGUGAAGUCAGGUUUGGGAAGGUGAUGCAAGUCCUUGAGCUCCAGUGCAGAGUGCUGAAUCAUUGUCUUAUUCUCUGUUUUAGUGACAGAUUCUCUCUGUGCUCCUCAGAGUUCCGACCACAGACUGUAUAUACUAUGGACAACUUGGUUCUGCCUUCUGCCAGUAUACAGAUUUAAAGCUGAAAAGCUCUCGGUAAUUGUGCGUUUUUCUCCACAUCCUGAAACCAACAUUGCAGAGUAGUGUUGUACGCAUUCUGCAGGAUAGUCACCGAGAGUUGCUCUGAUGAUGCUCAACUCAAACAGCGCAUCCCCUGGGUGAGCUAUGCAAUCUCCGUACGCCCACAGGCUGUAUCAAGUGUCAAUCAUAAGAAACAUGAACUCCCUAAUAAUUUUUAAAAAUAGAGCUGUACAGAAAAAAAGAGGACUUGAGCACAAAACAGUCUUACAGUAACUACAUGUCAACAUCGUAAGCAAGGGGAAUUGUGAUUAAUUGUGAUUAAUGUGUGAUUGAUUUCUAAAAUUUGUCCUCAGCCUCUUAAGGAUGGCUGACAGGGAUUUAUGACCUAUACUGCAGCCCGUCACCAGAGGGUGCUGUCCUCAGAGUGGCUUCACCCAGCGAGAAGACGGACACUUUCCGUUUUGAUUUUCACUCCCCGUCGGGGAAUCGAACCCCGCCUAACAGGCGGGGAUACUCAACUACUCAGCUAUUGCUAGCUUUAUUGAUGAAUUUAGCCUCUGUACAGCCAUUUCCAGCCAUUUUCCCCUCCACAAAAGCAGCAUUUCUCAUAUAUAUUUUUUUUAAAGUUCUGAUACUCAUGACAGUGUAACGCUCAUGUACCAAAGGAUUAAGUAUCUCCAUGUUUGUGAAACCUAUAGUACAAUUCAUCUCAAUGCUCCACAAUGCUGAUUUUAACAACUCUCCUCCACAACAGGUAACUUUACGACUUUAUUCUUAUACAUUAAUGACUUUAUUCUCCUAAAUAAUAAUUUUAUUCUCUAAGAUUUAAAAAUGCUUUUUUUUUCUUAAUGUGACCCUCACACUCCAUUGUAUUUAAGAGAUUAUUAUACUAAUAAUUAUCAUCAAUCACUCUUCAUCCCCCCCAAAGAAAUGUCACUCUAAGCUUAGUUCAAAACUUUAGAGCCGUGCAAUAGCAUAGGGCUUUAGUUUUUUAUAUGAGUUUAUAUGCCAUGAGGUGUUGAGGUCUCUGCAUGUGUAGGUUACUGACUUACUGUAAUCAUCGGGUCUAUCUCGUCCUUAUAAAAACCUGCUCUAUUUCUACCCGGAUACAGACAUGCUGCUUUUUGAUCGGCUGUUCAGUAGAUAUACUUUAUUUGAUUGGCUUGUGCCUGGCACGCAGCUUCAGAACUCUCGGAGAAACUCAGUUGAUUUCUACCUGUUCCAUGGUUAAAGAGGUGCAACGUGGUGGACAUCACCAUGUUCAUUUAAAUGCGUGAGAAAUACAAUGUGUGGCGUGUGAGCGUGUGAACAGGUGGGAAUGUGUGUCACACGCUGAAUGCAUGAGACUUGAGAGCCCUGCAUGUUAGAUUAGUGUAAGCCCAUUAUUGUUGUUGAUAUUAGGACUAAAACCUUACCUGUCUUUUAGUAUGACCAUCAUGAGUUCCCUGGUGUGGUCCCACGUACCUUCCUUGGACCUCUUUUCCUCUCCCUGCUAUGCUCCCCUUUUGUAUUCCUGUCUUCCUUACUGGAUGCCCCAAAAUUCUACACUCAGCUAACAGGUAAAUCAUUAAUCCCUAUUUAUGUUUCAUACAUUGGCAUGUUGGAAAAACACCACUCUUUCUUGUCUUAAACUUGAUCUCUUCUCUUUGGUGUUGUCUGUCCAGUCCGAGCGUCCCUAGGACUAUGUGUCAUUGGCUCACUGUGGCACAUGCAGAGGGAGGUCAGGAGGCAGUUUGGCUCCACAGUUGCAGCUCUCUUCUGUCUGAUGUGUGCUUCCCAAUUUCACUUCAUGUUCUACAGCACCAGAACUCUACCUAAUGUAUUUGCACUUCCAAUAGGUGAGAUGUGAUUUUAAUAAAAUAAUAAGACUGAGUGGAAUGAGCUUUAAUUUUUCUGCAUUUAGAUUUCAUGAGUAACCUACAGAUCAUAUUAUUAUUUCACAUUUUUCCUCCUAGUUCUUGUAGCUUUCACCUCUUGGAUGGCUCAGAAACAUGGCCGCUUUGUCAGCAUGUCUGCCUUAGCCAUCAUUGUGUUCCGGUCAGAGCUCUGCAUCUUCAUGGGGCUCCUGUUACUGAUAUCGCUGUUGAGCAGAAAGCUGGGGCUGCUGCAGCUGCUUUACUAUGCUGUCCCUGCUGGGAUCUUGUCACUUGGUGAGUAGCUCUACUGUAUACACUGUAAACAGUCCUGUGCAAUAUAUAAACCCUCCCAAAAAGUUUUAAUUUUCUCCCAUUUUUACAGCUCUGACAGUGGCUGUUGACUCUCUUUUUUGGAGGAAGCUUUUGUGGCCUGAAGGUCAGGUUCUGUGGUACAACACUGUUCUCAACAAAAGUGCCAACUGGGGAAUAUCCUUUCAUUUACUCAAGUAUACUCUCACUGAUGUUUUAGCCACCAAGUGCAUCUACUUACGCUUUUAG